GAGGGUAGACAGAAGGACUUCUCGCCGGCCUCCGAGGAAGCUCGAGCCGCCAGGUGGAGGGUAGGUGCACGGUGGGACUUCCAGCCUGCGCGGGGCGGCCUAACGCCGAGAGGAUCGAACCUGACUCGACGGACGGUUUCUAGCCGCCUAAAGGGCCGCCCGAGGCGUCAUGGUUCCAAGAGGCACGUCCCGCGGCACCUCGGGCCCCUACGUGGAGAACGGGGGGGUGGGCCAGGCUGAAGGAGGGGCUUCCAGCGGGCGGCGACGAGGGACGCGCGCCAGCCUGAGGGCGGAGGCGCAGCCGGGCGCACCGAGGGGGGCGACCCACAGGGCUUGUUCGCUGGCGGCGGCCUCCCUGGGGCCUGGAGGGGCGUGGCCGGGGCGGGGUGGGGCCUGCGGUCGUGUCCCGCCCCCACCCUCAGCCCCAGCGCCCGCCAGACCCGCGGGAGUCCGACGCGAGCGCCCAGCGGACCCCGGACCACCGCUCGGACGCUCGGACCCGGCCAUGGCGUCACUGCUGCCACUGCUCUGCUUCUGUGCCGCCGCCGCCGCACACCUGGCGGGGGCUCGAGGCACCACCUCCCCCGAGGAGCCCACAGCACCAGCCUGGGGCUCUGACGGUCCAUCGCUUCGCCCUGGCCAGCCCUCGCCAGCCCUGGAGGACUGGGAAGAGACCAGCGAGUGGACGUCCUGGUUCAACGUGGACCACCCGGGCGGCGACGGCGACUUUGAGAGUCUGGCUGCCAUCCGCUUCUAUUACGGGCCGGCGCGCGUGUGCCCGCGGCCGCUGGCGCUGGAGGCACGCACCACUGACUGGGCCCUGCCAUCUGCCGUCGGCGAGCGUGUGCACCUGAACCCCACGCGCGGCUUCUGGUGCCUGAACCGCGAGCAGCCGCGCGGCCGUCGCUGCUCCAACUACCACGUGCGCUUCCGCUGCCCCCUCGAGGUCGCCUGGGGCCCGUGGGGUCCCUGCUCCGCGACCUGCGGGCCAAGCCGUCGCUUACGCCGCCGCCGCUGCCCCAGCCCCACUAAGAAUGCGUGUCCGGGGCUUUCCGUGGAGGCGCAGAAGUGUGUGCGUGCUCCGUGUCCAGGGUGCAGUUCCAAAACAUGCAGGUGCCCUGACCACACCCUCCUGGGCUCGGUGGUCACCCCAUCUGGGCAUUCGCUGCCAGGAGCCAGGAUCUCCCUGCGAGACUCACCUGGCACUGUGGCCAUCAGUGAUGAGCAUGGAACCUUCCGGAUGCCUGGAGUCUGUGCCAGCAGCCGGGCCAACGUCAGUGCCCAAAUGGACAGCUUCUUAGCAGGUGUGGGCCAGGCCCAGGCUAAUGGCUCCAUCUCUGCUGUGGUCACCGUUGUCCUUACUAAGUUGGAGAAGCCGUACCUGGUGAAACAUCCUGAGUCACGUGUACGAGAGUCCGGCCAGAAUGUGACCUUCUGCUGCAAAGCCUCAGGCUCCCUCACGCCCAAGAAAUACUCCUGGUUCCACAACGAGACUCUGCUGGACAGGCGAGAGCACAGGUAUGGGGCCCACCUGGAGCUGUGGGGGCUGCAUCCAGACCAGGCUGGCUCCUACCACUGCAAAGCGUGGAACGACGCGGGUGCUGUGCGCUCGGGCACUGCCUGGCUUACUGUGCUUGCCCCAGGCCAGCCAGCCUGCAGCCCUCAGCCCCAAGAACACCUGAUCAAGCUCCCGGAGGAUUGCAGUCAACCAGGCCAUGGCCCUGCCUAUCUGGACGUGGGCCUGUGCCCAGACACCCUCUGCCCCAGCCCUGCGCGCUGGAGUCCCCGGUGUGGGGAUGUAGGCUCUCGCUGCUGUUCGGUUCAUCGCCUGGAAAGCAGGGAGAUCCAUUGCUCCGGCUACAUCCUCCCAGUCAAGCUGGUGGCUGAGUGCAGCUGCCAGAAAUGUCAUCCUCGUCGGGGACUGGUCCGGGGACGCGUGGUGGCUGCAGACUCAGGGGAGCCCCUGCGCUUUGCCCGGAUCCUGCUGGGCCGGGAGCCCAUUGGAUUCACCUCCUACCAGGGUGACUUCACCAUUGAGGUGCUGCCCUCCACCCAGCGGCUGGUGGUGACUUUCGUGGACCCCAGUGGUGAGUUUGUGGACACUGUGAAGGUUCUACCUUUCGACCCUCGAGGUGCUGGCGUGUACCACGAAGUCAAGGCCAUGCGGAAGAAAGCUCCGGUCAUCUUAGAUGCCAGCCAGCGCAAUACGAUCCCUCUUGGAGAGCAGGAAGACGAAGCACCCCUGGGCGAGCUGGUCCUCCCGCCAGGAGUAUUCCACAGGACCAAUGGUGAGCCCUAUGUGGGGGCUGUGGAGGCCCGGGUGACGUUCGUGGACCCCCGAGAUCUCACCUCGGCGGCUGCCGCCCCCAGUGACCUGCGCUUCGUGGACAGUGAUGGCGACCUGGCCCCGCUGCGCACCUACGGCAUGUUCUCAGUGGAUCUUCAUGCUGCAGGCUCCGCAGAGCAGCUUCAUGCUGGGCCCGUGGCCGUGCGUGUGGCUGCCGACCAGAUCCGCAUGGCGGGCCACGUGGAGGCCCUCAAGCUGUGGUCCCUGAACCCCGACACCGGCUUGUGGGAGGAGGAGAGCAGACUGCAGGGCCAGAGCUCGGCGGCGCCGCGGGUCCGCCGGGAAGAACGGGUCUUCCUGGUGGGCAAUGUGGAGAUCCGCGAGCGGCGUCUCUUCAACCUGGACGUGCCGGAGCGCCGCCGCUGCUUCGUGAAGGUGCGCGCCUACGCUAACGACAAAUUCACCCCCAGCGAGCAGGUGGAGGGCGUGGUGGUCACGCUGGUCAACCUGGAGCCCGCCUCUGGCUUCUCAGCCAAUCCCCGCGCCUGGGGCCGCUUCGACAGCGCUGUCACCGGCCCCAACGGCGCCUGCCUGCCCGCCUUCUGCGACGCAGACCAGCCGGACGCCUACACAGCCCUGGUCACGGCCACCCUGGGCGGGGAGGAGCUGGAGGCCGCGCCCUCCCGGCCACGUCUGCUCCCUGCCACUGUCGGCGUGACCCAGCCCUACCUGGACAGGCUGGGCUACCGGCGCACGGACCACGACGACCCCGCUCUCAAACGCAAUGGCUUCCACAUCAACCUCGCCAAACCCAGGCGGGGGGAUCCCACCGAGGCCAAAGGCCCCGUGUACCCGUGGCGCAGCCUGCGGGAGUGCCAGGAGGCCCCGGUGACCUCUAGCCACUUCCGCUUUGCGCGUGUGGAGGCAGACAAAUACGAGUACAAUGUGGUGCCCUUCCGCGAGGGCGCGCCAGCCUCCUGGACUGGAGAUCUCUUGGCCUGGUGGCCCAACCCGCAGGAGUUCCGGGCCUGCUACCUGAAGGUGAAGAUCCAGGGCCCCCAGGAGUACAUGGUCCGCUCCCACAAUGUGGGGGGUAGCCACCCGCGCACCCAGGGACAGCUCUACGGGCUUCGGGAUUCACGCAGCGUCCGCGAUCCUGAGCGGCCAGGCACGUCUGCCGCCUGUGUGGAGUUCAAGUGCGGUGGGAUGCUGUUCGACCAGCGCCAGGUGGACAGGACGCUGGUGACCGUCAUACCCCAGGGCAGCUGCCGGCGAGUGGCCGUCAAUGGGCUCCUGCGGGAUUACUUGGCCCGGCACCCCCCAACAGCCCCGGGGGAUGACCCGGCUGCCUUCGCCAUGCUAGCGCCACUGGACCCUCUGGGUCACAACUACGGUGUGUACACGGUCACUGACCAGAGCCCCAGACUGGCCAAGGAGAUCGCCAUCGGCCGCUGCUUCGACGGCUCCUCUGACGGCUUCUCCCGGGAGAUGAGGGCUGACGCGGGCACAGCCGUCACCUUCUGGUGUCGGGAGCCAGUGGCCGGCCGGCGCAGCCUCUUCCAGAGGCUGCUGGAGUCCCCAGCCAUGGCGCUUGGUGACAUCCGCAGGGAGAUGGGUGAGAUGGCCCGGGCACAGGCCCAGGUCGGUGGUGUCACCCGCAUCCGCCAGGGCAGGGCCAGGCAAUGACCUGGGACCCCAGCCUCCCUCAUCCGUCGUGCUCUGGAUGCCCGUCCCUGGGAAGUCCCACUCCCCGCCCCCAAACGCCCCUUCCCCAGGUUGCCGGGUCCCUCUCCCGCCCAGAAUUCAGAGCCAAGAUAAGAACUAGAAGUGUCCAGUGGUGGCAGCUCUCGCUGUGUGACAUGAGAUGGGGUUCGUUUGGACCGUGGGACUGAGGGGGCUCCGAGUGGGGCCUGGAGGGAAUCACUUCCAGCUCACGUGAUUUUAUGUGUACUUUGACCCUGAUUUCAGAUAUUCCGCCCCCUGGGACUUCUGACCCUCAGCCUGAAGCCCCCUCCACAUGGCCCUGAGCCAGGCGCUUUACCCGGUCAUCUGUCCCAUGCCUUGUUCUCUGGGUUAUUUAUUGAAACAAAGCCUGUGGGGCUGGUCACUGGGGUGAAUGGGUCAUCUGGGCCCAGUGAAAGUCUGGGACAGGGGCUUCUUGGCCCUGGAGCUGGGGACCACAAUUUUCACAUGUUUGGUGCUUGGGCACCCCCUCACGGGGUUGGGGCAGGGAGUCAAUUAAAGAUGCUUCAU
Messenger RNA from Manis pentadactyla (Chinese pangolin), 4540 nucleotides. It is a transcript of the gene CILP2, whose product is annotated as cartilage intermediate layer protein 2. The transcript is spliced from 8 exons. The record is from RefSeq and is a predicted model, not a curated record. The coding region runs from base 170 to 3973 and encodes 1267 amino acids. NCBI's taxonomy places the organism in Eukaryota, Metazoa, Chordata, Mammalia, Pholidota, Manidae.